Molecule: messenger RNA, 2890 nt
Organism: Ostrinia furnacalis (Asian corn borer)
Lineage: Eukaryota; Metazoa; Arthropoda; Insecta; Lepidoptera; Crambidae
Product: cell surface glycoprotein 1-like
Exons: 14
Coding region: 542-2890 (782 amino acids)
Source: RefSeq, a predicted model, not a curated record
CCGCGGAAAGGUGCGAGCGUUGCGCGCACGCACGUUGUUAGUGAUUGUUUUAUAAAUUAACUUUUUAUGUGGAUACGUUCGCGGACGAAGAGAGAAACUGUUUAGUGAACUUUUGCUUACAUUUAUAAACAUUUCAAAGAUAGAUAUUUAGUGGACGUUACCUGUUUUAUAGAAGUACAGGUAUCGAGUGGAAUUUCUUAACACAUAAAACGAGUUUUCUUCCCAUCGGCUGUAUGGAUUUUGUAAUUCGCAUAAUUUAGUAAUAUUCUAUCGUUCGUACGUAAUUUAGGUGUGUUCGAGUGGAUAUUAGACCCAAUCUUCGAGUGUUUUUUGUUGGAAUCCAAUUAGAAAGGAUACAGUGUGAAAGUGAUCCUGAAAACGGACUGCUCACUGCUCAACGCAAAGCGAUAUAGUCGACGAAAACAGCUGGCUGGAAAAAUGACGCGCAGAAGAAGAUAGCGUUCCAUUUUCAAAAAUUCAAAAGUGCCAUGUGUGGGUGACAGUGUUGAUCACAAUGAGUGAAUGAAAAACAAAAAACAAAAUGGCGUCGAUAUCGCGAGUGACACUAGUGAGUGUGGUGGCUUGUGCCGUGUUUGUGUGUGUGAGUGGACACGUGGCGUUGACGUACCCUCCAGCUAGGAGGUUCGAUUUGGACUUUUUGGACAAUUCCAGGACGAAACCGCCAUGCGGGAUGCCCAAAGGAACAUUAAAAACAUCAUUUGUUGCGGGUUCAACAUUUACAGUCCAUUGGCAUUUGGCGUAUGCGCAUCGUGGUGGAUUCAGUUUGAGAAUAUUAGAUGAGCUGGAACGGCCAGUUCUGGACCUGACACCGAGAGCAGCUGGCUCUGAAUUCGUGCGAGAUGACGUUACCGCCCAGAAAUACGAAGUCCGUCUGCCCGGCGACUUCACCUGUGAGAACUGCACGUUACAACUGCAGCGGGAAGCUGGUGAAUGGGGCGCCAACUACCGGUUCUGGUCCUGCGCUGACAUCGAUAUUGUGCCUCGCAAAGACUACCAUGAGACCUGUUCCGGCAAGGGUUUCCACAUCCUAGGCCGUUGCAAAUGCAACAAGAUGUACUACGGGUCUCGCUGCCAGUUCUCUGACGAGUGUCUGGAGGACACCGACUGUGGACUCCGAGGGAAGUGUAUGGAGACCAACUCCACUGAGGCUCCGGCUAAAGUGUGCUAUUGUCCGUUUGGGUUCUACGGGAAAGGGUGUAACAAGAAGGCACCAUGGAAGGACAAAAAGGUGAACUUAGGUCUUUACACAAAGAAGGAGCUUUCAAAGGAGUUUAACUUGUACUGGAGGGUGCUGAAGGAUGAAGCGGAGAUUGAGGUCAUCAUGAUGGUCAACGGAACAUCGUAUGCUGGUUUGGGCUGGCGACCAAGUGGACUGACGAAAGAAUGUAAAAACUUCCCGGUGUUGGGGCCUUCUAUUGAUGAAAAACAGAGUACACCAAAACCAGAGCCGUUACCCGAACCGGAGCCCAAAGCGGAACCGGAGCCGAAAGCGAAGCCAGAGCCAUCGGCGGAACCCGCGGCCGAACCAGCUGCCGAACCCGUGGCCGAACCGAGCGCUGAACCCGUGGCGAAGCCCGAACCGAGCGCCGAGCCUGAGCCAACGGCAGAACCCAAACCCGAGCCAGAACCCACUUCAGAGCCGGCGCCCGAGCCAGAAGCCACUUCAACUUCUCCAAUAGAGAGCGAUAACCGCAACAAGCGCGUGGCGAUGCACUCGCUAGACGGAUUCGACUUCAAAAACUUGGGAAACGACGUCACUGUCAAGACGAGCAUAUCGUACAAAGUUUCUAGUUCUAAAGGACGCCGAAAACGCGAAACGUCAACCAACAGCAAUGUGGAAACAACGACCUCUUUUGUCCCAGAAACCACCCCUAUCCCUGAACCCGAACCUACCUCCGUGCCAGAACCCACCCCAGAACCCAAAACUGAGUCUACCCCAAAGCCUAAAUCUAAACCAAAGUUUGCACCAAAGUCUAAACGCUUACCACUUAAUCAUUCCGCGCUGAAUCCCAUUCCGGGAUCUAAAUCGGUGCCAGAGCCUAAGGCUGCAUCUAAGCUUGAGGUAGAGCCUACUCCUGAACCGAAAUCAGAGCCUGAGCCUACCUCAGAACCCACUUCUGAGCCAGAACCCACUUCUGAACCUACAUCGGAACCGGAACCUACAGCUGAGCCUAAAUCUGAGCCAGAACCUACAGCGGAGCCUAAAUCAGAGCCAGAACCUAAUCCAGAGCCAAAAUCUGAGCCCGAACCCACGGCCGAACCCAAAUCUGAACCUGAACCGUCCCCAGAACCGAAAUCAGAGCCCGAACCCACGCCAGAACCCAAGUCAGAGCCAGAACCGUCCCCCGAACCGAAAUCAGAACCAAGCCCUCAACCAGAGCCAAAAGCCGAGCCUGAGCCUUCCCCGGAACCCAAAUCAGAACCCGAACCCUCCCCAGAACCCAAAUCCGAGCCAGAACCCUCCCCAGAACCCAAAUCUGAGCCAGAACCUUCCCCAGAACCAAAGUCCGAGCCAGAACCUUCUCCAGAACCAAAAUCAGAACCCGAACCCUCCCCAGAACCAAAAUCAGAACCAGAACCCUCCCCAGAACCCAAAUCUGAGCCAGAACCCUCCCCAGAACCGAAAUCUGAGCCAGAACCAUCCCCAGAACCCAAAUCUAAGCCAGAACCAUCCCCAGAACCCACUAAAGCCGAGUCGGAUACCGAGAUAUUGCUAGUCAAGGGACUUACCGAAGAAGCAGGCUACUUCCCUGCACACGAAUACACUCCCAAGUUCGAUUUCAACCCCAUGGACUGUACCGAUAUCGUCAUAGGCACCGCUAGAGGGAACUACCAUCGUGUGCUGGACUAUUACACUAGAGACAGGUAA